AUGAGACUUGGACCACAUACGAGAGUUACAGCGCUAGUAACUAGUAACAGUUACAGUAGCAAAUUGUUUACUUUUAAUUACACUGUGUAUAUUUAAACUUUUUUAAGCUUGACUUUUAUUUGUAUGAAGAUGCAUCCAUUUGAGGUGAACCAGCACCAAUGCCAGUGCCCAGACUCAGAGGAGAGACAUCCUCCCACCAUCCUGUUCAACAUCCUGAGCCGGAGACACUACAGCAACAGCAACAGCAGUGUGGCUCCAGCAGCGGAUAGACGAGGCCAGUACUUGGUGCCAAAGAUCUGUCACUGUGACCAGCGUCGGACAGUGUGCCUGAAAGACCCAGAGGGCGUCUGCCAAGCUGCCUCCGCCGUUCUUAUCAAGACCAUUCGCUUCAUGACUGGCCUGCCCUCCUUCCGCUACCUGCCCCAGUGUGACCAGUUGGCUCUCCUCCACAACUCCUGGGUCCCCCUCUUCGUCCUGGGCCUUGCCCAGGACAACAUUGAGUUUGAGGUGACCGAUUCGCCGGCUACCAGCAUCCUCAAGAGGAUUCUGCUGAACACCAGCGACAGAGGAUUUGAGAUGGAGGAGCCAGCCAUGCCAACACUGGCCAGAGUACACAAGCUUAAAGCCUGCCUUCACAGACUCAGGAGCUUGGAUUUAAGUCAUAAGGAGUAUGCCUAUAUCAAAGGGGCUUUGCUGUUCAAUCCAGAUGUUCCUGGACUACAAACCCCAGCAUUCAUUGAGGGCCUACAGCAGGAGGCCCACAGGGCACUGCACGAGGUCGUGGUGACCCUUCACCCACAGGACCAGGGGAGGCUGACGCGGAUCCUGCUGAGCACCUCUUCCCUGCUCACCAUUCCCCACAGCCUCAUUAGCGAACUCUUCUUCAGGCCGCUCCUGGGCCAGGCUGACCUCUUCCAGCUGAUGAGAGAAAUACUGUCACUUGGCACUGUUACAAGUGACCCUAGCAUAGAAAGCCAAAGGUCGAAACGCUGUCAGUGACAAGUGGGAAUUAUUUGAAUUCAUUAAUGUGGCCAGGUGGCAAUGUGCAAGAAUGAUGAUGUGUGUAUUCGUCAGUGUGUGUGUGACUGAGAUAUUGUUACUAAAGACUUUUGUACUAUAUAUUUUUAUUAAAAAGAAAUAAAACAAACAAAAAAAAUCCA
Alosa alosa (allis shad) is the source of this 1160-nucleotide messenger RNA. RefSeq names its product nuclear receptor subfamily 0, group B, member 2b (gene nr0b2b). Gene Ontology annotation, cellular component: nucleus; cytoplasm. Gene Ontology annotation, biological process: circadian rhythm; negative regulation of transcription by RNA polymerase II. Lineage: Eukaryota; Metazoa; Chordata; Actinopteri; Clupeiformes; Clupeidae. The record is from RefSeq and is a predicted model, not a curated record. The transcript is spliced from 2 exons. Bases 124 to 999 code for a protein of 291 amino acids. Gene Ontology annotation, molecular function: transcription factor binding; transcription corepressor activity.